Molecule: messenger RNA, 689 nt
Organism: Zychaea mexicana
Lineage: Eukaryota; Fungi; Mucoromycota; Mucoromycetes; Mucorales; Lichtheimiaceae
Exons: 6
Coding region: 49-516 (155 amino acids)
Biological process (GO): angiotensin-activated signaling pathway
Cellular component (GO): plasma membrane
Source: RefSeq, a predicted model, not a curated record
GUUCGCAUUGUGACCCACCGACUUAUUGUUAUUUCUUUUCGAACAAGAAUGGAGACUAUACACUCGAUCGCGCAACAAACGAAUCUCGCCACUUUACUAGGUCUUCAUCUGGGUUUAUCACUGUUUGGUAGUUUAUCGACCUGCCCGGUCUACAACUUACCCAUCUACUUUUUUGGCAUUUGGGCCUAUAAUUACCACGAGUCGAACGCGCCCAUCAAAACUUUUACAGGAGUACUUGCACUCAGCAUAGUGCUUGAUGUCCUUUGGUUCAUCCUCCAUGGCAGCCCACCCACUGACUCUGCCCGAAAUCCCAUUGACCGUGAGAGCGGAUUCGUUUUUUGCAUGGUGAUGAAUAUUAUCAGCUUGAUUGGCAAGCCUAUCACUGUGUUUGCCGGUAUUAAUACGAUCCAAAGCCGUGGUGACUCGUUCCAAGUUGGAGGCUGGUCAGAUGCACCUGGUGCAUUUCCUGGCGCAUAUCAAACUGUGCGAGAUGGCAACAAUGACGAGUUUGCAUAAACAUGCCCCGCUCCACUUUAUUACUUUCAUUCCUGCUUCCCUCUGUGUGAUAUAAAGCCUAUAUUUAUAUAUACAUUUUCUUAUUUCUCUCCUAGCUUGCAAAUGUUUUCUCCUUUUACGCUUUCUAUUACUGCAUGCAUUUACCACAAUAUACACGAAAUAUGAAAGACCGU